AUGUCGAAGCGACACCGCGAAGAUCAAUGGCAAGAGAGUGGCCCCAAGUUUCAUUUCAUCCUCUGGGAAAGCUCUGCAGAGGGCUUUGUUUAUGAAAGUCCUUUAAGGGUCGAUGCUGUGAUCGAUGAGGGCGACAGCGGUACUGGCGAAGGUCCACGACUUUGCAAAGAGUGCGACGGUGUGACCGAGCCCUGGAAGCGAAGCCUUGAGUUGGUGCAUUGCUGCCUCCGCAUGACUGCCAAAGAGGGUCGUGCUUUCCGUCCGGAAGUCCUCCACCUGGCCGCCUUGUCUCCGCAGACGGCGAUUGACUACAACGUUGAGUCGUUCCGAUUGUACAACAAGCGUCGCCGGAAGAAUGUGCUUACGGAGAGCACGGUGCUGGCCGUUCCAGUGCAUGUGAUGGAAGGGACAGUGUCAGCGGACGAGUCUGGCGUGACGGUGGAACAGCUUCAAGGGGUGCUCACACCGCGAAAGCAGAUGAAAGACACGAAGGUUGUGGAGCAGGCCAAGACCUCUCGCCGAGUGGCCCGGCUCGCACCUGCACUCAGCGCUGCUGGCAGGAGGGGAAGAUGGAGGAGUGCUUGCUGCCUGGAGGCAUCAAGUUUUGGGAAGGUCGCUGCAUCCAGGUCCUGGAAGGUCACAUGGGCACCGACAUGGACUUUCGAGGUCAUUCUUUGGUGGCCAGUUUGGGGUUCAAUGGAAGCAGUAAUUGUGCUCGGCUCUUUGCUGCAAUCGAAGGCUCAGUGGCCCAAGUUGGAGCUGCCACUUGUGCCAUACCCUAGAAAAGACAAUGGGAAGAGAAGGAGCAGGUUGCUUGCUGGUAUGUACGGCGGCCGACCGCAUUCACGAGGAAAACGAUGCUUGUAUGAAGGCAGGAGUGUGAAGAAAAGGAGAGCAGGACAAAUGAAGGAAAGGUGA
Durusdinium trenchii is the source of this 918-nucleotide messenger RNA. NCBI's taxonomy places the organism in Eukaryota, Dinophyceae, Suessiales, Symbiodiniaceae. The record is from the annotation of a GenBank genome assembly.